Molecule: messenger RNA, 1062 nt
Organism: Gymnogyps californianus (California condor)
Lineage: Eukaryota; Metazoa; Chordata; Aves; Accipitriformes; Cathartidae
Product: nuclear receptor subfamily 2 group F member 5-like
Biological process (GO): cell differentiation; anatomical structure development; regulation of transcription by RNA polymerase II
Molecular function (GO): RNA polymerase II cis-regulatory region sequence-specific DNA binding; nuclear receptor activity; zinc ion binding
Source: RefSeq, a predicted model, not a curated record
AUGGGGGUGGCAGGAGCCGGCGGCCCGGAGGCGGCGGGGAAGGGCGCGGGGGACUGCCUGGUGUGCGGGGACAAGGCGAGCGGGAAGCACUACGGGCAGCUCAGCUGCGAGGGCUGCAAGAGCUUCUUCAAGCGCUCGGUGCGGCGCAACCUCUCGUACAGCUGCCGCGGCGGCCGCGACUGCCCGGUGCGGCAGCCCCACCGCAACCAGUGCCAGUACUGCCGGCUCCGCAAGUGCCUCCGCGUCGGGAUGCGGCGGGAAGCCGUGCAGCGAGGCCGCAUGGCUCACGCCCCGAGCAGCCCCGGCCAAUACCCCAUGGUCCCCGGGGACCCCUACGGCGGCCACGGCUACUUAAGCGGCUUCAUCUCAUUGCUGCUCCGCGCCGAACCGUACCCGCCGGCUCGCUACGGCGCCCAGUGCCUGCAACCCAGCGGCGUGGUGGGCAUCGAGAGCAUCUGCGAGCUGGCCGCUCGCCUCCUCUUCAGCGCCAUCGAAUGGGCCAAGGGCAUCCCCUUCUUCCCGGACUUGCAGCUUUCCGACCAAGUGGCUCUGCUCCGCUUGGGCUGGAGCGAGCUCUUCGUGCUGAACGCGGCGCAGUCGGCGCUGCCGUUGCACGCCGCUCUGCUGGCCGCCGCCGGGCUCCACGCCGCCCCCAUGGCCGCCGACCGCGUGGUGGCCUUCAUGGACCACAUCCGCCUCUUCCAGGAGCAGGUGGAGAAGCUGAAGGCGCUGCACGUCGACGCCGCCGAGUACGCCUGCCUCAAGGCCGUGGCUCUCUUCUCCCCCGACGCGGUGGGGCUGUCGGACCCGGGGCAGGUGGCCGGCCUGCAGGAGAAGUCGCAGUGCGCGCUGGAGGAGCACGUGCGGCGGCAGCACCCCAGCCAGCCCAGCCGCUUCGGGCGCCUGCUCCUGCGCCUGCCCGCCCUGCGCAGCGUCUCCGCCCCCGGCAUCCAGCAGCUCUUCUUCAGCCGCCUGGUCGGCAAGACCCCCAUCGAGACCCUCAUCCGCGACAUGCUGCUCGCCGGCGCCACCCUCAACUGGCCCUACGGCCCCAUGCAGUGA